Molecule: messenger RNA, 488 nt
Organism: Racocetra persica
Lineage: Eukaryota; Fungi; Glomeromycota; Glomeromycetes; Diversisporales; Gigasporaceae
Source: the annotation of a GenBank genome assembly
AACCAGAAGAUUUCGAUAAGACAUUAUCAGAUUCCUCUCCAAAUUCUAAUAUUAGCGAUCAAACGUAUUAUGAACCUGAUGCAAAAGAUUUUGUAAUACGUGAUAGGUUCAAGUAUAUACAUAGUCAAAAUGGUACUUUAUUAGAAGAUUCUCAACUUUUUUUUAGUGAUAAUGAAUUGAUGAUGGACGAUUCAUCAUCAUCAUACUAUACUUAUUCUUUGUUACAACAGGAAGAAGCGCAACUUCUUUCUUGGAAAAAUGCUAUCGAGUCUAUGUUUAGAGUGGAAUUACUUUUGAUUAAUAUAAAAGUCACAGAUUCUUUACGUCUCAAAGAAAGUAUUAUUAUCGAAUCGAUUUUAAACAAAUUCAAGUUACAUCGUUAUACUAAAAAACGUAAGAUUGAAGAAUCUGCAGCAUCUUCUCCUUCACCUCCUGAGAAUAUUGAUAAUGAGAAUAUUGAAGAGGAAGAAGGCGCUUUAGAAAAUUAA